This is a messenger RNA of Drosophila simulans, 2153 nucleotides long. RefSeq names its product carboxypeptidase D. Gene Ontology annotation, cellular component: cell surface. The transcript is spliced from 10 exons. Gene Ontology annotation, biological process: proteolysis. NCBI's taxonomy places the organism in Eukaryota, Metazoa, Arthropoda, Insecta, Diptera, Drosophilidae. Gene Ontology annotation, molecular function: metallocarboxypeptidase activity; zinc ion binding. Bases 271 to 1737 code for a protein of 488 amino acids. The record is from RefSeq and is a predicted model, not a curated record.
CGAACAACGCGCCACAAACUCAGUCGAACUUAAACGGCGCUGGCAAUCGGACGCGUUUUGAAAACUCGCUCUCUCUGCGAUUUCAUUCUGGUUUUUUGGGAAAGUAAAAAAAGGUGCGAAGAACAACGAGAACAACAACAACAGUAACAACAACACCAACGGCAGCUGCAAGAAUAAUAAUAGAAAUUGCUGUCGAGCAGAAAACUGGAAAUCCAAAGGCAGCAGCAAGAAAUCAGUUUUGACCAUUCGCAGACUCACCGCCGACCGACCAUGAUCUUGCGAACGCCACUCGUUGCCGGCCACCAGCUGCAGCUGCUCCUGCUGCCCUCCGUCCUGCUCCUCCUGCUCCAUCUCCUUUUCUGCGAUGCGAAGACGGUCAAUCCCGAUGAUUCCAUGCAGAUGCAGCACCACCAGAUGAACGCGGAGCCGGGACUGCCGGAGCCCAGGGCCUACAUGCCGGAUGCCCAGCACUUGGACUUUGUCUACCACGAUCACGAGGAGCUCACAAGGUUUCUCAGAGCCACCAGUGCGAGGUACCCCAAUCUCACCGCCUUGUACUCCAUCGGAAAGUCCAUCCAGGGACGUGAUCUUUGGGUGAUGGUGGUCAGCUCGUCGCCAUAUGAGCACAUGGUGGGCAAGCCGGAUGUGAAGUACGUGGGCAAUAUCCACGGAAAUGAGCCCGUCGGCCGGGAGAUGCUGCUCCACCUCAUCCAGUACUUCGUGACCAGCUACAACUCGGAUCAGUACGUCAAAUGGCUGCUGGACAACACACGGAUUCACAUCCUGCCCACAAUGAAUCCGGAUGGUUAUGCGGUUUCCAAGGAGGGCACAUGCGAUGGUGGCCAAGGAAGAUAUAAUGCCCGUGGAUUCGAUCUGAAUCGCAACUUCCCCGACUAUUUCAAGCAGAACAACAAGCGGGGUCAGCCGGAAACGGAUUCGGUGAAGGAUUGGAUAUCCAAGAUCCAGUUCGUGCUCAGUGGAAGCCUGCAUGGUGGUGCCCUGGUGGCCAGCUAUCCGUACGACAAUACGCCGAACUCCAGGCUGCUCAAAGGGAUCUGCCGUUCGUCCGCCCUGUGCGCGAUGUUCCAGACCUACUCGGCGGCGCCAUCGCUGACGCCCGACGACGAUGUGUUCAAGCACCUGUCCCUGGUCUAUGCCCGCAACCAUGCCAAGAUGUCCAGGGGCGUCGCCUGCAAGUCGGCGACGCCGGCCUUCGAGAACGGCAUCACCAACGGAGCCGCCUGGUAUCCACUGACCGGCGGGAUGCAGGACUACAACUACGUGUGGUACGGCUGCAUGGAGAUUACGCUGGAGAUAUCCUGCUGCAAGUUCCCGCCAGCCUACGAGCUCAAGAAGUACUGGGAGGACAAUCAGCUGUCCCUCAUCAAAUUCCUGGCCGAGGCGCACCGCGGAGUCCAGGGAUUCGUGUUCGAUCCGGCGGGCAUGCCCAUUGAGCGAGCCUCCAUCAAGAUCAAGGGACGCGAUGUGGGCUUCCAGACCACCAAGUACGGCGAGUUCUGGCGCAUACUUCUGCCGGGCUACUACAAAGUGGAGGUCUUUGCCGAGGGCUUCGCUCCUCGCGAGGUGGAGUUCGUGAUCGUGGAGCAGCAUCCCACGCUGCUCAAUGUGACGCUGCAGCCCUCAAAGUAUCUGUUGGCUUCGGGCACAUCGACCACCACAAAAUCCUCAACUGUGAAUCGCCGCGUCAAUGGAAAGCUGCAGCUGCCAACAGAAUAAUGGCGAUCCGAUUUCUUUGAGUGUGUAAAUAAUAGCUAAAUUGGUUUAGACCUAGGAAAUGCUACGCAACUAACCCACUAAAACACCAUUGAACAUCUCACAUGAAGCUCAAGUAAUCUGUUUUGGUUUCCAAAACUUUCCUAACUUUCCAAAUUAAUAUAUUUUAAAGAUCUAACACUUUUAGUUUGAAAAAUCUAUAAAAUAUUAAAUUGCGUAAAAUAUAAAUUAAGAUAUUGAUUACAUUUUUGUUAUUACAUUUCGUUUAUCAAAAACUUAUUCUUUAAAAAACAGAUUUUCUUUUUGGUUUAACAAAUCUUAGACAAAAGUUGACAAAUAAUACCCUUAAAUACACUGACCUUUGCUGGCAAAAGGUCUAUUAUUAAAUAUAAUGGUUGCUUGUAACAAUAAUCUAGAAA